Molecule: messenger RNA, 1516 nt
Organism: Arvicola amphibius (Eurasian water vole)
Lineage: Eukaryota; Metazoa; Chordata; Mammalia; Rodentia; Cricetidae
Gene: Hs3st1
Product: heparan sulfate-glucosamine 3-sulfotransferase 1
Exons: 2
Coding region: 308-1243 (311 amino acids)
Molecular function (GO): [heparan sulfate]-glucosamine 3-sulfotransferase activity
Source: RefSeq, a predicted model, not a curated record
UCCUCUGCGCGCUGCAGCCUCGAGCUGCCGCCACCGCCGGGUCUUGCUCGGUGAGUGACUGUGUCCCUUCCCCGCUCCCCUGCCCCGAGGUGACUGGGGAUUUGCUCCGAGGAGCUCAGGUGCUCGGAGGCGGUACUGCCCAUGGCCCGACCGGAGAGACGAUUGAAGGAGCCUGACCGGCUGGACGGGUACCCGACUCAGUAACUGGCACCUGGAGACACUCAUGUUUCAGUAAUCAGAAGGCAUCCCUAUCUCCACUUCAUGAUCCAGGGGCCUGUGGCUCAGUGAAGUUCCCAAGGUGUACAGCAUGACCUUGCUGCUCCUGGGCGUGGUGCUGCUGGUGGCCCAGCCCCAGCUUGUGCCUUCCCAUCCGGCAGUUCCUGGUCUGGAGCCCAGAGAGCAGGAGCUUCUGCGGAAAGUGGGUCCCCUCCAGGAGGACAUCCGAGAAAGUGUAGCGACCAAUGGUUCCACACAGCAGCUACCACAGACCAUCAUCAUUGGGGUGCGCAAGGGUGGCACCCGAGCUCUGCUGGAGAUGCUCAGCCUGCAUCCAGAUGUGGCGGCGGCUGAGAAUGAGGUCCAUUUCUUUGACUGGGAGGAGCAUUACAGCCAAGGCCUGGGCUGGUACCUAACCCAGAUGCCCUUCUCCUCCCCGAACCAGCUCACCGUGGAGAAGACACCUGCCUACUUCACUUCGCCCAAAGUGCCUGAGAGAAUCCACAGCAUGAACCCUGCCAUCCGCCUGCUGCUCAUCCUGAGGGACCCAUCAGAGCGCGUGCUGUCUGACUACACCCAGGUGUUGUACAACCACCUUCAGAAGCGCAAGCCCUACCCGCCCAUCGAGGACCUCCUGGUGAGGGACGGCCGGCUCAACUUGGACUACAAGGCUCUCAACCGCAGCCUGUACCAUGCACACAUGCUGAACUGGCUGCGUUUCUUCCCUCUGGGCCACAUCCACAUUGUGGAUGGCGACCGCCUCAUCAGAGACCCUUUCCCUGAGAUCCAGAAGGUAGAAAGGUUCCUGAAGCUGUCGCCGCAGAUCAACGCCUCGAACUUCUACUUUAACAAAACCAAGGGCUUCUACUGCCUGCGGGACAGCGGCAAGGACCGCUGCUUACACGAGUCCAAAGGUCGGGCGCACCCCCAAGUGGAUCCCAAACUGCUCGAUAAACUGCACGAAUAUUUUCAUGAGCCAAAUAAGAAAUUCUUCGAGCUCGUGGGCAGGACAUUCGACUGGCAUUGAUUUGCCACCAGUUAGGCUCGGGAUUUUCCCUGUUGUAACUUCUGGUGUACAUCUGAGGGCGGGGUGGGGAAAGAAUUUUAAAAAGGCAUUUAAGCUAUAAUUUAUUUGUAAAACCCACAAAGGACUUCUGUACAGUAUUAGAUUCACAGUUGCCAUAUAUAGUAGUUAUAUUUUUCUACUUGUUAAAUGGAGGGCGUUUUGUAUUGUUUUACAUGGUUGUUAACAUUGUGUAUAUGUCUCUAUAAUAUGAAGGAACUUAACUAUUGCACUGAA